ACUAUGUUUGCAACCUUGCAACCCCAACAAAGACAAGGGUUAGAAUGGCGUCGGAAUGUCCUAGCAUUGCCACUCUGAUGCCCAAGUAAGAAUCAGUCUAGAGAUGGGGAGCAAAGUGAGCUAAUGAAUAGUUUAGAAUGACUUAAUCUGUAAAAGAGAAGAACCUGGUUGUUUCCCGCUUGCUCCCUUUUUUAUGCUAUCUUUCAUGACUGAUGGUCCCGUGUAGGUUUGCUAGAGGGAUGAAUAGUCUGUAAUAUAAAUUUAAAACUAAUUUUUUGCUACUUACUUAGCAAGGUCAAACACAUAUUAAUUAGACAGAUAUAACAUGCAAAAAAAAAAAAAGUAAGAGAUAACAAAAUUUACUUGGUUAUAAUUAGGAAUGUUGUUAAUCUAAGGCAAAUAAUAGUUCACUAAGAUUCUCUUUCGUUGUGUGCGGAGGAGUCUCUUAUACGGAUUAAAGCAUGAAUAAAAUAAAAAGGAAUUUUGAAUAUAGUGUGUGCUGCAUUGAACUAUGAGGGGCAGGGUAUUAUUUAUAGCCCACUGAUUGAAAUAACCAUUGCUGAUGUGAUAGCUCCCGGGCCCCUAGACCCGAUCUGGGCGCCUGGACGUGGCCACCUUGAUUUACUCUACAACGGAUUCCUAUAACCAUUUAUCGGUUCCCAGGUGCCUAGAUGUGGUUAGGGCACUUGGAUUUUGUUGACGUAGGCUCCGCGCUAAUUCUCUUCACCGCAAUAGCUAUUUGAUGUGGCCUGAAGGGAUCUAGGUGCUUGAACCUGGUCUAGGGGUAUGGACAUGGUCAACUCAGUAAUUGACUUUUAUCCGAUCGCUUGGGUGAUAUUCCGACCGUCCAAAAUUGAGCUCACUUUAACCCAACUCCGGCCUUCUUCUUGAGCAGUGCUUCUCCCCGGCUUCUCGUCUCUCGAAACGCUGCGCGCGUGCUUCUCGUCCGUUGGUUUACUUUUCCGCAGCACAUCAUCUCUCAAAUGCACUGAGCCUGUCGAUUUGUUUCCUAUGUUAAUAUUCUCGCUAACUGCGUCUUCUGCUCGACUUCUUAUGUUCCUAAGUCCCUGUACACUUAGACAGACACAAUACAUCAAAAAUAUAAAAGCUAACUUAACUCAAUUAAUCAUAUAAAAAUCAACUCAGAGUACUUACAAUAACUUAUCAUCUUCCGUGCAUUAGUGAAUAUUUAUUUCUCUUAUCAAUUUUUAUACCUUCUGAGUGCUUUAAUGGUUAUUAAUGAUUUAUUAUUAAUGCCUAAUGAUGAUUAUCAUUAACGCCUAAAAAUCAUUAAUGCCUUCAACCUUUCAUCUUCACCCUAUUGAAUACUAUCGCAUACUGAUAAAUUAUUAGCCUGAUGGGACCAUUCACAUGAAAGGCCUAUCCACUCGAGAGAACUUGGACAUCGUCGGUCGGGGACCCGAGUUAUAGCCACUCAGAAGUAGUCACGAAUGUGUAUUCAAGACACGAUCCUCGCCAUCAUUCAUCCCGGUUGACUGAGCUAUUCUUGUCCCUAUCAACUGAGUUAUCAUCGUCCUAGUCGGCUGAGCUGUUCUCCUCCCGGUUGGCUGAGCUAUCCUCUCAAUCAGUCGAGCUAUCCUCAUCCCAAUCGGCUCAGCGAUCCUCGUCCCGAUCAAUAGGUUUUGAGCUGAUUUAUAUCUAACUUCUCCAUUAUAUAGAGAGAUAUCUUGACUUGUGAAAAAUAUAUGAAAGCUUUACCAUUCCCCAUAUGAGAGGGAUUAAGGUGGUUUCCGUAUUAUACGCUUCUUACAUCGUUCAUUGGUCUACACAAUUAUUAAAAAUAUAUAUAAUAUAAAAAUAAAGAUUAGUGGAUUUAUUCACAGUUCAUUAAUUUAAUUAUUCAUUGAUGGAUCAAACUAGCUUAUGGUAAGAUCAAAUUAAAUUUAUAAAAUUACGGAUUAGAUUAUGCCGUGUUAAAUUCUGUCAUCUCUAAUUGGAACUGCUUCAAUUUAUAGAUAAAAGAAUGAAACUCAAAAUUUAGAGCAUUUUCGACAAAGUAAUUAACGGGAGUAAACUGAACUUUGUGCUAAGCUUACCCUUCACCGAAAGAGAAACGCGGGGAACUUCAAUGUCAAGUAUCUUCGAACGGUUCAAAUGAAGAGGUAACGUGUCCGUCUCAGAAAUCGAUCGACGACACAGCAGCUCAUCUACCACGGGAACCAUAGCGAAAGGCUCACUCUUAAUUACUAUCUACUAAAGCGCGACGAUAAAGGGCGGCCUACAUCCAGCUCCUCAGAUCGGGCGGAUCCGGUUCGAUGGCAGCGGACAAACUGGUGUUCGCCAUCAACGGGGAGCGCUUCGAGGUCGCCAAGGUGGAUCCUUCCGCCACCUUACUGGAGUUCUUGAGGACCCGCUCCCGAUUUACUGGUCCUAAGCUUGGGUGCGGAGAGGGUGGAUGCGGUGCUUGUGUUGUUUUUCUUUCUAAAUAUGAUCCAGUUAGUGGCCAAGUGAAUGGAUCCAGUGUUAGUUCAUGCCUUACCUUACUUUGCAACAUAAAUUUAUGCUCUGUUACCACCACUGAGGGGCUUGGGAAUAGCAAGGAUGGUUUCCAUUCGAUUCAUCAAAGAUUCGCAGGAUUCCAUGCAUCCCAAUGUGGCUUUUGCACUCCUGGAAUGUGUAUGUCACUCUUUUCUGCCCUCAACAAUGCAGACAACACCAAUAGGCCUGAGCCUCCCAGAGGGUUCUCAAAGAUCAAAAAAUAUGAGGCUGAGAAGGCUAUUUCUGGCAAUCUUUGUCGAUGUACUGGAUUUAGGCCAAUUGCAGAUGUCUGCAAGAGCUUUGCAGCCGAUGUUGAUUUGGAGGAUUUGGGUUUUAAUAUAUUCUGGGAAAAGCCAGAAGAUGCAAAUGUGGAAAGAUUGCCUCCUUACAAUCAACACAACGUCUGCACUUUUCCUGAAUUCUUGAAGUGUGAGAUCAAUUCUUCCAUGAAUACCUUGAAGAGUUUCAAGGAUAAUGGUGCACUAGAGUGCCAGUGGUAUCGACCUGCUAGCUUUGAGGAGCUUUAUGAACUUCUUAAUUCCAGUGAAUUCAUUGAAAGUCAUGUUAAAAUGGUUGUGGGUAACACAAUGUCUGGCGUUUACAAGGAAAUUAACCUAUAUGAUAAGUAUAUUAGUCUAACAGGAAUACCAGAACUCUCGAUCAUUGAAAGGGAUAGCAAAGGGUUUACACUUGGAGCUGCUGUGACAAUAUCUAAAGCAAUUGAAGUGCUGAAAGAAAGAGAUGGAAAUGUAUUGAAGACAGAUGGAGAAUUGGUCUUUGGUAGAAUUGCUGAACAUAUGGAUAAAGUGGCUACACCAUUUGUUAGAAAUAUGGCUAGCUUGGGUGGGAAUCUGAUUAUGGCUCAAAGAUACCAGUUUCCUUCAGAUAUUGCUACAAUACUGCUUGCUGCUGGAUCAACUGUUUGUCUUCAGAUGGCUUCAGAAAGGCUAAUUCUUUCACUUGAGGAAUUUUUGGAGGGGCCUCCAUAUGAUGAUAGAACCAUACUUGUAAGCAUACAUAUUCCUUAUUGGAGUUCAGCAAGUAUCUCAUCAUCUGGAACUAGUAAAUACAAUAUUAUAUUUAAAACAUACAGAGCAGCUCCACGACCUCUUGGGAAUGCUGUGUCUUAUCUAAAUUCUGCUUUUUUGGCUCAUGUUGCUUCUGAUAGGUCCUCUGGGGAUAUUGUUUUACUGAAACUGCACUUGGCUUUUGGUGCUUAUGGCACUGAACAUGCCAUCAGAGCUAGGAAUGUUGAAAAUUUUUUGGUUGGUAAAAUGCUCACGGUCUCUGUGCUAAUUGAAGCCAUUAAAUUAUUGAAGGAGAUCAUCAUACCUAAAGAAGGCACUUCUCAUCCAAGAUACAGAAUAAGUUUGGCUGUUGCUUUUUUGUUCAAAUUUUUUCAACCACUAUCUAAAGACUUGGCUCAGGUUGAGAAGAAUAAUCUUCACAUUCCAGAUGUCAUAUUGUCUUCAAAGCAAUUAGUUGAGUUUAGCACAGAAUACUUUCCUGUUGGCAAACCAAUCAAAAAAGUUGCAGCUGAAAUUCAAGCCUCUGGUGAAGCACUAUAUGUUGAUGACAUUCCUUCUUCUAAAGAUUGUCUCUAUGGAGCAUUUAUUUAUAGCACCAGACCUUUUGCUCGUAUAAAGGGAAUUACAUUCAACCCUACUUUGGUGUCUAGUAAGAUUGUUGCUUAUAUUAGUAUCAAUGAUAUCCCAGAAGGAGGCAAAAAUGUCGGAUCUAGCUUUAGAUUUGCUGAUGAACCAUUAUUUGCGGAUUCUUUGACUGAAUAUUCUGGUCAAUGUCUUGGAAUUGUGGUUGCAAAAACACAGAGAUAUGCCAACAUGGCUGCAAAACAAGCAAUUGUACAAUAUUCCACUAAAGGCUUGGAACCUCCGAUUCUCUCUGUUGAAGAUGCUGUCAGAAGGUCAAGUUUCUUUGAUAUCCCUCCAUCUCUGUAUCCUAUAGAAGUUGGAGAUCUAGCCAGAGGAAUGGAUGAAGCCGAUCACAAAAUUCUCUCAGCUGAGGUUAAACUUGAAUCUGAGCAUUACUUCUAUAUGGAAACACAAACAGCCUUUGCCAUACCUGAUGAAGAUAAUUGUAUAGUGGUUUACAGUUCUAAUCAAUACCCUGAGGGUACCCAGGGUGUUAUUGCAAAAUGUCUUGGAAUACCACAACAUAAUGUUCGUGUGAUUACAAGAAGAGCUGGAGGAGGUUUUGGUGGGAAAGCCACUCGAUCAAAUCCUAUUGCAACAGCAUGUGCUCUCACAGCCUUUAAGUUGCGUCGUCCAAUAAAGAUGUACCUUGAUCGUAGCACGGAUAUGGUAAUGGUAGGAGGGAGGCAUCCAAUGAAAAUAACCUAUUCUGUGGGUUUUAAAUCCGAUGGAAAGAUUACGGCCUUGUACUUGAAUUUGUUGGUAAAUGCAGGCAUAUCAGAGGAUUAUAGUCCACUUAUUCCAUAUGCCAUUAUAAGUUGUCUAAAAAAAUACAACUGGGGUGCCCUCGCCUUUGAUAUUAAACUAUGCAAGACGAAUCUUACAAGUAAAUCAUCGAUGCGAGCACCAGGGCAGGCACAGGGAUCUUACAUUGCUGAAGCUAUUAUUGAGCGUGUAGCAUCUUUCCUGUCCUUGGAUGUCGAUGUUGUGAGAAAAAGAAAUUUGCAUACAUAUGAAAGCCUGAAGUUUUUUUAUGGAAGUAGCAGUGGAGAAGCUCCGGAAUAUACUUUACCUGCUAUAGUUGAUGAGUUGUUUACAUCUGCAAGCUACUUCAAUCGUCUUGAAAUGGUAUUGCAUUUCAAUAGUUGCAACAAAUGGAAAAAACGAGGGAUUUCUUGGGUACCAAUUGUAUAUGAAGUGGAACCAAUGCCAACACCAGGGAAAGUAUCCAUUCUAAAUGAUGGUUCAAUUGUUGUUGAAGUCGGAGGAAUUGAAAUAGGCCAGGGACUGUGGACAAAGGUGAAGCAAAUGGCUGCAUUCGGUCUCGAACAGCUAUGGGAUGAAGAGAAAAAAUAUCUUUUGGAUAGGGUUAGAAUCAUUCAAGCAGAUACUCUGAGUUUGGUUCAGGGAGGUUUAACUAUUCGAAGCACCAAAUCUGAAUCAAGCUGCGAAGCAGUUCGUCUAGCAUGCUCUAUUCUAGUCAGCAGAUUAAAGCCUCUUAAGCAAAGUUUGGAAGAACAAAUGGGAUCAAUUUCAUGGGACACCCUUAUUACCCAGGCAAAUUUGCAAUAUGUGAAUUUGUCAGCGAGUACAUUUUGGGUUGCUGACGAUACUUCAUCAUAUCUAAAUUAUGGGGCUGCUAUAAGCGAGGUAGAAAUUGAUGUUCUCACUGGAGCUAUUACGAUAUUGAGAGCAGACCUUACAUAUGACUGUGGACAGAGCUUGAGUCCUGCCGUGGAUCUAGGACAGGUUGAAGGGUCUUUUGUUCAAGGAAUUGGAUUUUUUGUGUAUGAGAAGCUCGAGGAAAACUCAGAUGGAUUGGUGAUUUCUGAUGGUACUUGGUCAUACAAGAUCCCUUCUAUCGACACCAUCCCGAAGCAUUUUAAUAUUAGAGUAAUGAACAGUGGGCAUCACAAGGACCGAGUCCUCUCCUCGAAGGCUUCUGGGGAACCACCUUUGCUUCUAGCUGCUUCAGUUCACUCCGCCAUACGGAAAGCAAUACGAGCUGCCCGAGCUGAUUUCUCCUCAACUGACCCUAACGAUAGCUCUGUUUCAUCAUUCCAGUUUGAUCCUCCUGCAACCAUGCCACUGGUAAAAGAGCUCUGUGGUCUAAACACUGUGGAGAAAUACUUGGAAGCUCAUGGAGAAGUAUAAGAUAGCGUUUGUGCCCAUAAAUGAAUGAAUGAAUGGAUAUUUAAAUAAGAAAUGGUAUGCCAGAGGAGAUGAUUUUCCCGGUACA
Messenger RNA from Zingiber officinale, 6390 nucleotides. RefSeq names its product indole-3-acetaldehyde oxidase-like. Bases 2277 to 6305 code for a protein of 1342 amino acids. Gene Ontology annotation, molecular function: 2 iron, 2 sulfur cluster binding; FAD binding; iron ion binding. NCBI's taxonomy places the organism in Eukaryota, Viridiplantae, Streptophyta, Magnoliopsida, Zingiberales, Zingiberaceae. The transcript is spliced from 10 exons. The record is from RefSeq and is a predicted model, not a curated record.